AUGGCUGUUAAUAACGCCCCAGGGCAGGUACCCGGAUCCAAUGUGGGUUCUGGUCCUGGCCCCGGUCCUGGCCCUGGCCUUGUGCCUACUGCUCCAGGCUCUACACCCAUCGUCAACUCGCCUGCACAACGUCUUGAUGCUAUUGAUGAACAAGUCUGGCUUCAACUCGGGUCGCUUGCAGAGUCGAUGGGCGAGUACGAUCGCGCGAUGGCUGCAUAUGAAUCAGCCCUUCGACAUAACUAUCAAUCGGUCAAUGCACUUAAUCUGAUUGCUGAGCUGUUCCGCUCGCGCGAGAAUUUUCCGAAGGCUGCUGAAUACUUUCAAAGAAUCCUCGAAAUUGAUAACGCAAGCGGCGAGGUCUGGGGCUCACUUGGACACUGUUACUUGAUGAUGGAUGAGCUUCAGAAAGCUUACAACGCGUAUCAAAAUGCUCUACAUCAUCUGCCAAAUCCAAAGGUUUCUAAGCUUUGGUAUGGUAUUGGUAUUCUCUAUGACCGUUACGGAUCAGUGGAGCAUGCCGAGGAAGCUUUUUCAGCGGUGAUGCGAAUGGAUCCCAAGUAUGAGAAGGCAAAUGAGAUCUACUUCCGGUUAGGCAUCAUCUACAAGGGUCAGCAGAAAUAUUCUCAAAGCUUAGAGUGCUUCCGCUAUAUUUUACGCACGCCUCCGCGUCCCUUGACUGAGGCCGAUAUCUGGUUCCAAAUUGGUCAUGUACACGAGCAACAAAAGGAGUAUACGAGUGCCAAAGAGGCAUAUGAGCGUGUUUUAGCCGAGAAUCCAAAUCAUGCUAAAGUUCUGCAACAGCUUGGCUGGCUUUACCAUCAACCGAAUGCGGCAUUCAUGAAUCAGGACCAUGCUAUCAGGUUCUUAACUCGCUCGAUUGAGAGUGACAACACGGAUGCUCAGUCAUGGUAUUUAAUGGGCCGAUGUUACAUGGCUCAACAAAAGUACAAUAAGGCAUACGAGGCCUAUCAGCAGGCUGUUUACCGUGAUAGUCGAAAUCCGACAUUUUGGUGCUCCAUUGGAUUGCUUUACUUCCAAAUCAACCAAUACAGAGAUGCACUUGAUGCCUAUAGCAAGGCUAUUCGCAUCAAUCCCAACAUCAGUGAGGUCUGGUACGAUCUUGGUACCCUAUAUGAGUCAUGCAAUAAUCAAGUCAGUGAUGCGAUCGACGCUUAUCAACGCGCUUCUGAUCUCGAUCCAGACAACCAGCGCAUUAAGCAGCGUCUAGCAUAUUUGCGUCAAAACAAUGGUGCACCAGGCGGCGUACCUCCUCCCCCUCUUCCCGAGGAGAUGAAUCCGAACGCCUAUCCUCCCUCGGGAGGUCCUGGAGGUCAGCACUCGUUUAGUCAGGUAACUUUUUAA
Messenger RNA from Lobosporangium transversale, 1362 nucleotides. RefSeq lists its product as hypothetical. Gene Ontology annotation, molecular function: RNA polymerase II cis-regulatory region sequence-specific DNA binding; protein binding; chromatin DNA binding. Bases 1 to 1362 code for a protein of 453 amino acids. NCBI's taxonomy places the organism in Eukaryota, Fungi, Mortierellomycota, Mortierellomycetes, Mortierellales, Mortierellaceae. The record is from RefSeq and is a predicted model, not a curated record. Gene Ontology annotation, biological process: regulation of gene expression. The transcript has 5 exons.